This is a messenger RNA of Branchiostoma floridae (Florida lancelet), 1119 nucleotides long. RefSeq names its product hydroxysteroid 11-beta-dehydrogenase 1-like protein. The transcript has 7 exons. Lineage: Eukaryota; Metazoa; Chordata; Leptocardii; Amphioxiformes; Branchiostomatidae. The record is from RefSeq and is a predicted model, not a curated record. The coding region runs from base 50 to 955 and encodes 301 amino acids.
CCUCUCGUGAAGCUUGAAACACCAGUAGCUGCUCGCUAAAUUCGAAAUCAUGUCUCGUCUAGCGUGGGCCAGUCUUGUGGUAGUGUUGGCUGCUGUGGGGAUCGGGGUCUACUGGAACUACGAUGGCUUCGAUCCAGAGACAAUACGCGGUGCAACAGUUGUCAUCACGGGCUGCAGUACCGGCAUCGGCGAAGAGAUGGCGUACCAGUACGCCCGGCUGGGAGCAAAGAUCCUCAUCACAGCCAGGCGGGAGAACAGACUGAAGGAGGUCGUGGCGAAGGCCGUGUCUCUGGGAGCCCAGGAGGCGCACUACGUGGCCGGGGACAUGGGGAAGGCGGAGGACUGUGAGAGAACCAUUCAAACAGCCAAGGAGAAAUUCGGACGCCUUGACUAUUUAGUCCUGAACCACGUAGGUACAAGCGUCAGGAGUACUCGUGACUUUAAGAAGUUACAGCCUUGGGACGAGGACCCUGAUAUGGACUUCCUCGUGGACGUGUUAAACAUCAACCUGGUCAGUUACGUGCGACUGGCCUCGCUGGCCCUGCCUCUGCUGAAGGAGAGUAGCGGGCACAUCGUGGUCAUGACUGCUCUCGGUGCAAAGAUUGCAGCCCCUAACCUGGCCUGGGGCGCAGCGGUGAAGUUCGCCCUGGACGGGUUCUUCAGCUCGCUCCGUGUGGAACUGCUGAAGGCCGGACAGGACGUGUCCGUCACCCUGGCAAUUAUCGGCUUGAUCAGGACACACGGGAUGCAGGAAAUGUUACAAAAAACGGAGAAGGGACGAGAGAUGCUGAAGAUGACCGUGCCUGUGGACGACACAGCCCGCGCCAUCAUCCGGGGAGGGGCAACCCGCGCCCGCGAGGUCUACUACCCGGCAGCCUUUUGCUGGACGCUCACCAAACUCAGGGCCAUCGUUCCCACCUUCGCCGAUAACUUCUUAUUCCACAGGGAGUUGUGAGUGCCCAUCAUAGGGGACUCUGAUGUCCGACUUUCUAGAAUAAACAUUUAGAUGUAUUCAUCACCACUAGGAGUGGGUACCGGUACAAAACCGUUUUUUCUUAUUGGACCGGUCCGGAAAAACCGGACCUGAAAAAAUUCGGUGGAUCGGAUGUUGGACCUAUU